Molecule: messenger RNA, 3847 nt
Organism: Epinephelus moara (kelp grouper)
Lineage: Eukaryota; Metazoa; Chordata; Actinopteri; Perciformes; Serranidae
Gene: actmap
Product: actin maturation protease
Exons: 7
Coding region: 342-1250 (302 amino acids)
Source: RefSeq, a predicted model, not a curated record
CAGUAGAUGCAGUGGAGGGCAGUGUGGCCUUUUAACGUACGUGUGUGAUCCUACAAUACACACGAAGAAGAAGAGCAUCCUUACCAUGCCAUAUAUGGGUAAAACACCGGGCUGUUAGCUAGCUGUGCUAGUCUGAAAAGUGAGUACAGGAACUAGUGUGUGUAAAAUAUGGCAAGCUAAUUACUUUCUGUGAACGACAACCGAGAAGACGUCGUACUUAGGUUUCUACCCAAAACAGCUUUCACCGCCUAAUGAAGAUAACUAACUUUCCCCCACCGAGCUUGUUGGCAACAGAGCUAGCUAAGUUGUAAGAGGGUUAAUGCUAAAGGAGCUCAGACAAGAUGUCAAUGGAGUGUCCCCCAUUACCUCCACCACCUCCUCCUCCACCUGCUUCAGGUCCUCCACCUCCUCCAGCCUCAACACCCAAGAAGAAGCUGUAUCAGACUAUAGCCAGUAACAGGAGUGCUGUGGAGGGGGACUUCACAGAGGCCUGCUUACUGCUCAGUCAGAGGGAGAGCAGAUUUAGGAAGGACCUGCAGUGGUUGCUGGUGAACACAUAUGUGCCCUCCCUCAUCCAAGAUGGUCCACAGUGCGGUCUGGUGGCUUUGUGGAUGUCCGCUCACCUUCGACAGCCACAGCUAAGUGUUGAUAUGGAAACUGUUGUUCAGACAGCACUGAGCAGGGGAUACACGGCACAGGGUGAAAUGUUUUCAGCUGACAACAUGGCCCUUCUGGCAGAGGAGGUUUGUGGCUGUAAGGCAGAGCUGCUGUCGGGGGGUUUAAGUGGUGAUAAUGCUGCAGCCAUUAUCACUCACCUGUGGGGGAGACAGCCUGUCCUCAUCCCAUAUGAUGAGGACUUCAACCACGAACCGUGCCAGCGGAGCGGCCACAGGGCGCAUUGGGCAGUCGCUUCAGGUGUUCUCCUCGGUUUGGACCAGGGGAGUGUGAGCAAAGAGCACUUUCAGCCUGACCCCUCUCUGCCCUGGCUCUACCUCACCGUGGACGGCAGCUCUCCCUGUCCUGUCAGUAACACAGCAGUCAAAGAGGUUUACAUCCUGGCUAAGCAGGGUAAAAGCCUGAGCUACCAGCUGUGGAGUAUGGACAGUGUGGCUCAGAGCAACGAGCAGCUGAAGACACUGGACCCUCGGAGAGCAAACGAUGGGACCCCGUACGUCGUUCCUCAGGGAGGUGUGGAGGCCGGACUGGCUGGACAGGCGGUGUUGCUCCACACAAGGACCCAGAAGGAGUAAUGAGUGUGACGGAUACAGGGUGCCAAAACACUGAUCCGUUGAAGAGGCAUCACUGUGAGCUCUCAUGCUGCAAUAUGACUGAUAUCACAGUUUAACCCAAAGUCUGAAGAACAAUCUGAUGUCUGCGUGAAUUGCACAAGUUUUUGAAUUUAUCCAAAAGUGUUGUGAAUGUCUACAUUACAGUAUUAAUACUGUAUGUGCUACAGCUUUGAUGCUGGGACAUUUUGGAUCCUAUUAGGGGUAAAUGGUGUAACGAUAUGAGAUGAUAUUGAAUCAUUAAGUGUGUACAUAUUCUGAUACACGGGUAGCUGUCUCUUUAAAGGUCUUGUUUGCAGCAUUUAGUGGCAUCUCGCUGUGAGGUUGCAGAACUGAAAUUUCUGGUAGAGCUACGGCGGCCGACACAAAAACGAGAAUGCACCUAUCUAGAGCCUAUGUUAGAUUUGUCUGCUCUGGGCUACUGUUGAACAACAUGGCGGACUCUGUCGAGGAGGACCCGCUGUCUUUGUAGAUAUAAACUGCUCAUUCUAAGAUGACAAAAACACGAUUCUUAUUUUCAGGUGAUUAAUGAAAACACAGUAAUGAUUGACAUACCGUGUCUGCCAAUAGAUGCCCCUCAAUCCUGCACACUGGACCUUUAAUAUCUUCAGAUGUAUGAGGCCUUUUGUUGGAACUGUUAUGGGCAAAUUCGUGCGUUAUCAAAAAUAUUGGAUUUGCAGUGUUGUUACAUCAAUAUGAUGGGAAAAAAUACCUUUAUUUAAUUUAGAGAACAGAAAUUAUCAUCUUAUUUUUUAUCCUUUAAGUUUCUGACUGAAUUUCUGGAAAAUAUACUGCAAUGCAGAAUUAUCCAUGUCGCCCUCCCAUGGAUCACUGUUAUUUAAACUGAGUGCUGUUUUUAUGGAGAAUUAUAUGUUCUGUCCUGCAGGUUUACAGUGUGACAAGUCUUCAUUUACCUCUUGGUGCUGCAUACAAUAACGACUGAACGGAUAUUAUAUUUAACUUGUUUAUAUUCUCAUAAUGUUGUAGUACUCAAGUUUGGUCAAGACUACUACUGGUCAUGUCUUGGUCUGGGACAAGGAGGACUCUGGAUUACAUUUUGAGAUCUCAACUGUGUGAAAAUUCUGACACAUUAAGUUCAACUCUGCGCUGCCUUUUGUUUGUUUUAUAAAAAUAUUUCUCAAAGUACACGUGUACAUGCACACAUACAUUAUACAUGGCAAUAAAAGAGGUGAAUGACAGCGAAUCGUCAUUUGUUUUCUGUGGUUGUUUUUAUGGAAAUGUCGAUGUUUGUGCCUAUGAUUUGCACUCAGUCAUGCACCAUUGGCCUCACACUGGUCUGUGUUUAGUCUUGACUCGGUCUCAACCCCUGAAGUCUUUGUCUUGUCACAGUCUCAAUACACUCUGGUCCUGGUCAUGACUUGGUUUCAGUUAAGGUGGUCGUAACUUAUAUUAAUGGAUAUUCAGUAAAAGAAAUGAAACACACAAAUCAAGUGUUUGAUCUGAGUUGUGUGUUUGAAGAACAAAAAACUCUGAAAGUUCUUAUUUCCAGUUUAUUGCAAUCCAUGACUUGGACAAAGCAAGGAAUUAAUAUCAGUUUUAACCAGUCUGUGUGCUUUACAAUUUUAAAAUACGCUGCCUUUUUAAAAUACAAAAUGUGGUUAUGAGCCCAGUUUUCUUACUUACAAAGCAGCACCCGGUUUGAAAACCUGAUCAUUUGCCAUUUUACAAAUAUAGAGGAUUUGUGGGCAAGACGUGUAAUACUUUGUAAACACCAUAUUAUACCUCUCUCCCAGCAUGUUUACCUUUUAAGAAAUGGAAAAAAACUUAAUUUGAAUUCCAAUUUCAUGAGGUCAGAUAACACACAUCCAAACAGUGCUGCCUGACACUGUCCAAGGACGUCUGUCUCAAGACUGUUACAUUCACAGACCUGCUGCAUUCCAGCCAAGGAACGACAGAUAUGCUCAAAAGCAGUGACUUUAAAUAUAGCAAUGUUGUUUCUUUGUAAACUCUCCAUCCUCAUACAAAAAGUCAACCCCACAAACCUCGUGUUUAGUGUAGUUAAAUGCGAAUGACAGCAUUGCCUCGUGUUUAAAAGUGACACUGUUGUAUUCGAUUCGUCAUCCGUUGAAUCAUAAGACACAUUAAAAAUUUCCAGUCCGAAGAUCACAUGUAAGCUCGAGUCACACAGACUUAUCAGUUUAAUCAGGUAAUUCCAGUUUCAUUUCACCAGUGACACCGCUGCUUUGCUGUGAAACUCCCUGCAAAUCUGAAGCAACACUGACUUAAGAGAAUGAAGUGAUCACAACUAUAUAUAUAAGUGAUUCAUGUUAGAAACGUCCGCAUUUGUAAACCCAGUACUUGACUGCUGCUUCCCAUCUUAAGACACACAGAGGCACCGCUUGAUUUGUUCAAUGGCUUUGUGAGGAUCCAUAGUGCAACAAAUUCCAGACAAACAUGGCUGCCAAGCUGCUUACUGCACAGAUAAACGAGCAAAAAAACUCACUGCAUAUCAUACAAAAAAAAAUAAAAUUUAGAAAACACUUUUCUGCAAGAAGUUAAACUUUGGGAUUAUAUGUAGGGUGAACUCUUUGGAAGAAAAA